This is a messenger RNA of Scutellospora calospora, 579 nucleotides long. Lineage: Eukaryota; Fungi; Glomeromycota; Glomeromycetes; Diversisporales; Gigasporaceae. The record is from the annotation of a GenBank genome assembly.
AUGCCUUAUAAUAAUUAUCAAUUAAACCAUUUACAACGAAAAGCUUUGGUAGAUUUAUUCGCUCAUCUUCAACAUUUUAAUGAUGAAUUCUUAAAGAGCAAUAUUCUUAACCAUGACUUCUUAAAGAGCAAUAUUAUUAAUAACGAUAAACUUUUUUUACGAAAUUUGAAAACAACUGCCAUUAAUCUUGGUUUACAUUAUGUUCAUCAAAAAAAUGUCGUGAUUGGUGAUGAAAUUUUUAGAAAAGCUGUUAAAAACCAUAAAGAGUGGUACGAAGUGAAUAGACAAUGGAUCAUCUUUUUUGUAAUUUUGGCAAAGAAAAGUUCCAUCGAUAAAUGUUCUUCAUAUGCUUGUGUAUCUCCGGUUGAAGAAACUAAAAAAGGUGACGAUUGUAAAAAAAUUGGCUUUUCGGAUAGCGUGGGAAAAGAUCAAACAUUUAUUUCUAAGAAGUUAAAGAAACCUCUACCAAAAGUUGCUGAUGAUCAGAUUAUUAAACCACAAAAGAAAUUAGAUGUUGAUAAACCAUUUGUACAAUUUCAAAAUAAGAAAUUUAUAAAAAAGCGCUCAAAAAAUUUGUAA